Molecule: messenger RNA, 1088 nt
Organism: Suncus etruscus (white-toothed pygmy shrew)
Lineage: Eukaryota; Metazoa; Chordata; Mammalia; Eulipotyphla; Soricidae
Product: G patch domain-containing protein 4-like
Exons: 1
Coding region: 49-870 (273 amino acids)
Biological process (GO): regulation of ribosome biogenesis
Cellular component (GO): nucleolus
Molecular function (GO): nucleic acid binding
Source: RefSeq, a predicted model, not a curated record
GGGUAACCUUUGUUCUUGGGAGGACCCUAGGACAGGACAUUUGUCACCAUGAGUGCUGCCCCAGAAGUCAAGAGUCGUGGGAUGAAGUUUGCUGAGGAGCAGCUGCUAAAGCAUGGGUGGACGCAAGGCAAAGGCCUGGGCCAGAAGGAGAAUGGGAUCACCCAGGCACUCAAGGUCACACUGAAGCAAGAUACUCAUGGGGUAGGACACGACCCUGCUAGGGAGUUCACUGAUCAUUGGUGGAGUGACCUCUUCAACAGGACAGCAGCCAGCAUGAUGGUAGAAACUAAUCAGGAUGGAGUCCAGAGAAGACGCGAGUCAAAGGAGACUUCCCGCCAUAAACAUCACAAGCCCAAUGCACUAUAUCAGAAGUUUGUGAAGGUGGCCACACUAACUUCAAGUGGGGAGAAGCCAGUGCAGGACUUGGAGCACUGCAGUGAGGACAACAGCUCUGGGACUGAGCCUCCAAAGAUUCUGACUGAUGAGGUGCUUCUGCAGGCCUCUGAGGGACGAACAGCACACAAAGCUGCCCGGCUGGGGAUCACCAUGAAGGCUAAGCUUGCUCUGCUAGAGGCCCAGGAGCAGGCCUUCCUGGCUCAUCUCCAAGGUCAGGACUCUGGGUCCCUGUCACUUAAGCCUGAAAGCAAAGCCCCAAAAAAGAAGAAAAAGAAAAGGAAGGAGAAAGAGGAGAAAGAGAUGUCAGUCCCUGAAGAGCAGGUACAAGUGGAGCACCCAAGCUGUCCUGAGCAGAGCACCAGGAAAAGUACAAAGAAAAAACGCCAACAGAGGGACAGAGAGGAGUCAGAAGGAACCACUGCAUACUUUGAGGAAGUGGUGGCAGCAACAGGAUCGGACCUUGGGGAACCAUAGAGCAGAGAACAGCCCUGUAGGAAAAGGAAGAGGCAGCACCACAGUGAACAGGCAGAUGAGGGGAGCAUCUUAGAAAAAAGGGCAUGAGGCUGCCUGCGACCUGGAGAGCCAAGCUCACAAGGACUCACUGGGCAGGAGCAAGAAGAAGCAGCCUCCAGCGGAGCUAAAGGAUCUAGACAAAAAGGCUGGCACAGCCAUCGGUGUCAGAAAGCACAAAA